Molecule: messenger RNA, 1836 nt
Organism: Mesorhabditis belari
Lineage: Eukaryota; Metazoa; Nematoda; Chromadorea; Rhabditida; Rhabditidae
Source: the annotation of a GenBank genome assembly
AUGCUCGAGAUGAAUCUCAUCACUCACAUUCUGGUGACACCCAUCAUGAAAUCUUUCUACCGUAGUCGAGUCGGUGCUUGCUUCAUCAAUGUCCCGAUCCAAAAUGGCGCCACUUUGAGUGUCCGUGAACCAUCUACAGUCAGCGUUCGAGUACUCUGCGAUGGAUCGAUGGUGUCCUCGACCGGGUGUGAAUUCACAUACAUCGAUGAAAAUACAGAUAAUAGCACUCACCUCAACAUUCAAUCGCUCGUCGACAGAAUGCAACUCUUUGUAGCAGCCUUCAAUGUGCCUCAAUUCUUGAAUGAUUCGCCUUUAACGACCUCAACACUAAAUGAGGAGACUUUUCUUUCGAUCGUUCGCUCUCUCCUUCAACAUCAACUGAAAAAUCCUCACCUCUUGCAACCUCAUCGAAAUCUCCCCUCGCGAACGCUUCUCCACUUAGCCGCCGCUCUCGACUAUCACCGUUUUACUGAAUAUCUUUUAUGGUGGAGACGUUCUCUACCGUACACCCGUGAACUCGAUCCAUUGAGUCGCGACUCUGAAGGGUCGACUCCGCUUCAUUUAGCCGUAAAGGCAAGGAAUUUCGGCACCGUCAAAGUUCUUGUGAAAGCUUGUCGAGCCACAGUGGAUGUACUCGAUGAUCGUGGAAGAACUCCAUCAGAUCUCACCUCGGAUCCCGGGCUUUCAAAGCUGACCGCUCGCUUUGAGGAGGUCGAAAAGACGAGUGGAAUCCCGACAAGUAUGGAAGACGCUGAGCACAUGGCUGCAACGGCUCUUUGGGUCUUCACAAAUGGGGAAACGGUUACAGAUGAAAGGAGACAAGAUACACAAAUGAAUCGAAUGAGUGUUCAUUCAUCAACUUCACCAGCAAGUCUGCGCGAAGAGAGAGAACGAGAGGCGAAUCCGAUGAUGAUUAAAAUCUCGAUGGACACAGCCGACGUUCAUGUGCCCGAUUCGCCAAAAAUGGCUGAUCUCUUUGAUGCGGUGACUAGCCCUGGCGUUUUCGUGAAUGAUUGCGUUCGCGAGAAAAUGGCUCAACUCGCGCAGCACAUCAUUGACGCGUUGCCCGAAAGGAUUAAAGCCGAUCCACCGCAGAACAACGCGCAAAUGCAUUCCCUGGAUGAUCAUCAAGCUCAUCACGGUUUCUCAUUUGCCGGCGAAUCGCCAAUGUUCUCCUCGAAUGGUUUUGUUGUACCUGAGCUUGAUGAUUAUAUGAAUCUUCAUUUUGGUCCAUCCACAUCACACCAAAAUAGUUUCAGCACAAAAACGAUCCCCUCGGAUGACGGGAUGAGCAUCAAUCACUCUCCGACAUUCAGAAGAUCGGUGUCUCAUUUGUAUCCAUUCGGCGGACGGGAAUCGUUUCCCUCAUCUCGCGCGACCACUUUCGAAUCCGGUAGCUUCGACCUUGAUAAUUCCAAAGAUUUGGGCGAAUUCCUCAACAGCGAGGCGACAACUGAGAUCGGCCCUUUACAGCAACAGCUGGGAGAUCUGAAGUUAUCGGAGAGCGAGCAACGUGACGUGUACGAAGCGGCGAAAACCAUUCAAAGGGCUUAUCGGGAGUAUCGGUGUGGAUUUUGCUCGAAGACGAGUUCGGCUCCACAUGCGGAAGCCGAGCGUAAUGCGGCGAUCACAAUUCAGAGUUUCUAUCGGCGAUAUAAAGCGUUCCAAUACUUCAAACGUUUGUACAACGCGGCGAUCCUCGUGCAGAAGCAUUUCCGAAUGAAGAAAAAGGAUCAAUCGGGAAGCGUUGAGAGCUCGGAUCGAGUCGCGGAUCGCUUUACCCGAUCAUCCAACGGUGGAUGGGAGAAGCAUUCGGAUACAGGUGGGGUUGAUGGC